CUCUCUCUCUCUCUCUCUCUCUGUUUCUCAAAACAGAACCAAAAAAAACAAAAACCCAACUCUUUCUCUCUCUUCCUCUGAGCCAUCAAUCAUCUCAAACCACCCCCUGAUACAAAUCUGCAAGCAGGAUUGUAUCUAUACCAACAAUUUUGUAUCUUGAAUACAUAUCACCACCCCCUCCAGUAUGAAAAUUUCUGUGACAAAAGAUAGGAUGGUUUGGAGUUCAAAUCCUCUUUCAGUUUCAGAUCGAAGACCUGGAUUGCUUUUGUUGCCUUAUCCAGAUCUAUAUCGGAGAAAAAUCAAAAUCAAAGACGGGGGCGGCGGGGCAUGGGGGUGUCGUCAUAAGCGGGUCAGUUUGGCAACGACCCAUCUGGUUGUCCUCAGUUGCAAAGUCGCUCGGUUGCUAAGGUCCUCAGUUGCAAAGUCGCUUGGUUGCUAAGGUCCUCAUUAGCAAAUGUCCACAGUUUGCAAAAGGUCCUCAGUUGCAAACCCCCAAGUCUCAAUUGGGCGGUCAACUGUAAUUCUUCUUAUUGGGCUGAAGCAACCCCAACGACAAGGAAACAAUUGGUCUCUGAAGCAUGUGUGAUCCGGAUUGGGCUUUGCCAGUAACAUACCCACCAUUUCAAUCCCCAAACCCUAUCUGUGAUGAGAGUUGGGCUUUGCCAGUAACAUACCCACCAUUUCAAUCCCCAAACCCUAUCUUUGAUGAGAAUUGGGCUUUGCCGAUAACAUACUUACCAUCCCAAACUCCAAAUCCUAUCUGCUGUGAUGAGAGUUGGGCUUGCCCUUACCCAAAGUCCCAAACCUCAGUCCCCUAUAAAUAUCCUCCAAUCGUCUCACACUAGUUUCAGUCCCUCUCACACUUGAACAACGCAGUCCUCCACCAUGCAAAGCACAAGAACACCAAUGCCUGUGAUGGAUCCUCGUCGCCUUGAUCUUCUAGCAGAUAUGGCGGCUAAGCCAAAGCAUGACCGUCGCUCGCGCUGUGUCUCCGCCUCGGUCAGGUCUUCAGGCCUCUGCACCUCGGUCAGAUCUUCAGGACUCGCCGCCUCUGUCAGGUCUUCACGCGCCUCAGGAUCACGCGACUCAGGAUCACGCGCCUCACUGCCAUCUGGAUCACGGGACUCACGCGCCUCACUGCCAUCUGGAUCACGUGACUCACGCGCCUCACUGCCAUCUGGAUCACGGGACUCACGCGCCUCACUGCCAUCUGGAUCACGUGACUCACGCGCCUCACUGCCAUCUGGAUCACGCACCUCGGGAUCGGCAUCACGCGCCUCUGGGUCUGGAUCACGCGCCUCUUCUUCACGCGCCAUCCCUCUGACUAAGGCUGCGGACCAAACUUUUGUUGAGGUAUCUGGAUCACGCGCCUCAGGAUCUGGAUCAGCCAUCUCUCCGAUUAAGGCUGCGGGCCAAACUGUUCUUGAGGUAUCUGGAUCACGCGCCUCAGGAUCUGGAUCACGCGCCUCUUCUUCACGCGCCAUCUCUCCGAUUAAGGCUGCGGGCCAAACUGUUCUUGAGGUAUCUGGAUCACGCGCCUCAGGAUCUGGAUCAGCCAUCUCUCCGAUUAAGGCUGCGGGCCAAACUGUUCUUGAGGUAUCUGGAUCACGCGCCUCAGGAUCUGGAUCACGCGCCUCUUCUUCACGCGCCAUCUCUCCGAUUAAGGCUGCGGGCCAAACUGUUCUUGAGGUUGAGGUUGCCGCUCCUCCGGUUGCCGCUCCGGUUGCCGCUCCUCCGGUUGCCGCUCCGGUUGCCGCUCCUCCGGUUGCCGCUCCGGUUGCCGCCCCUCCUGUUGCCGCUCCGGUUGCCGCCCCUCCGGUUGCCGCUCCGGUUGCCGCCCCUCCGGUUGCCGCGCCUCCGGUUGCCGCCCCUCUGGUUGCCGCGGUUGCCGCCCCUCCGGCCGCAUAUGAUCCUCUCGCUCUCUCACUAGAGACAACUGGGCUUCCACUUCAGAUUGCACUGUCCCGGGGGCACUUUUUUCACAGCUGGUUGUCGCUGAAGAUUUCCGGCUGUCAUUUCUGAGCAUACAGCAGAUGAAGACCAUCGUAUUUUACUACAGCCAUAUCUUGAGGAUAGAGGUUGUUUUCUCAUAGCUCGAGGCACAGCCAGACCUGCUUUCACACAAUGGCGAGUGUUUUAAAACCAUUUGCUUACCUGCUUAGCCAUGACUCCAAAUUCUUGGGCCAGUCUUGCCUCCGUACUUAGGUCUGGGUAUUGAUUCUCCUUGAAGGAGGGUUAUGAUUGGAAGAGCCACGCUGUGCUGUCUUCCUUUGUGAGCUGUAGGAUGAUGCCGAGGAUGACGAUACAGCAGGAACUUGAGGCUGCACGGAAUCGGGUGAGGUUUGAUCAAGGGGAGAGAUGCAGGGGGACAUAUGCAGGCCUUUUUCUGACAUUGCUGAGGACAGUCGCCCAAUUGUGGGUUGAGUUGGAGGCACAGCAUUUCAGUUUGUCGAGGGUGCUGUCUAUCAAGAAGGAGAGUUUGAAGAUGUACUGCCAAAUAUUUGACGCGAGUCUCCUUUAGGAUGGUUGACCACCUAGCAAAAUAUUUCUCGGAGUAGACAUUGCAUGAGGUUCUCCUAGCAACAUAAAGAGAAAAGAAACAUAAGGUUCAAUGUGUAUGUGAGGAUACUGGCAUGGAGAAAGCUAUGGACAACUCUCAGUAGAGCAAACCGAAGUGGAUAAUUACUCAAACCACGAGAAACCUGACAUUAAUUAAAACAGCUCUUACUUAUUGCUAUGAACCUCAAUCAGCACUUAUUUUGUUGGAGCGCCAAAAGCUUAAUAUUUUAAUAUCCUGCGGUUAGCAAAA
Messenger RNA from Rosa chinensis, 2809 nucleotides. RefSeq names its product SH3 domain-containing protein C23A1.17. The transcript has 11 exons. The record is from RefSeq and is a predicted model, not a curated record. Lineage: Eukaryota; Viridiplantae; Streptophyta; Magnoliopsida; Rosales; Rosaceae. The coding region runs from base 886 to 2022 and encodes 378 amino acids.